UUUAAUUAAAAGGAUAAACAAUGUAGAUUUAUUUUCACAGCCGCCUUUGAUCAUAUGUAACAAGUGCACACUGACUAGCAUGUUAAAGUUCACGUCAAUAGGCAGAAAGUUUAACUGAACACAAGUGCUGCAUGUUCAGUAUGGGAGGGUAGCAGGUGUUUAUUCAAACAGAAAUAGUUCAAGGGUGUGUGAAUUUUGGAUGAACUAUCCUUUUAAGUAGAGGUGGAGAAAGCACCAGCUCUUCUUAUGAACCAGGAAGUAACUUCUUAAAUUCAUUGGUACUUUGAAACAACACAAGAACUGCAAUGCCAAGACCUUAUCUUCUCAUUCUGAUAUUGGCCAGUGCUCAAACUUCAGUAACUGGUGAAUACAGUAUCAGACUGGUGAAUGGUAGUAAUAACUGCUCUGGGAGAGUUGAGAUCCUUUAUAAUGACCAGUGGGGGACAGUGUGUGAUGAUGGCUGGGACAUUGAAGAUGCUGAGGUGGUGUGCAGACAGUUGGGAUGUGGACGAGCCGUUAGAGCACACUCCGACGCUCAUUUUGGCCAGGGAAGUGAUCCGAUCUGGUUGGAUAAUGUAGAAUGUUCAGGAAGUGAAUCAUUCCUCACACAGUGCUCACAAAAUCUUUUGGGAGACCAUAACUGUGGUCAUCAAGAAGAUGCAGGUGUCGUCUGCUUAAAAGACAUAAGAUUGGUCAGUGGGUCUGAUUCAUGCUGUGGAAGAGUGGAGAUCCUUCAUAAUGGCCAGUGGGGAACCGUGUGUGAUGAUGACUGGGACAUGAAUGAUGCUGCUGUGGUGUGCAGACAGUUAGAGUGUGGUUCAGCCAUCAGUGCACCUAAAAGUGCCGCCUUUGGUCAAGGCAGUGGAUCGAUCUGGCUGGAUGGUGUUGGAUGCUCGGGAGGUGAAGGAAACCUCACACAAUGUUCACACAGAGGACUAGGAGCUCACAACUGUGGUCAUGGUGAAGAUGCUGCUGUUGUUUGUUCAGGUGACCUGCAGCAGCCCACUCUUUCUGUGAUCUCCACAUAUACAGUUGUUUCUCCUGGAGAAAACAUUCAGUUCAGAUGCACAACACCUAAACCAAGAUGCAAUGCUGAUGCUGAAUUCCACCUCUUCAUAAACGGAUCAUCAAUAUCCUCCCAGAAACAUGUUUCUGAUGUGACUUUCCACCUUGUCAAUGUAAGCGUCUCACAUCAGGGCAGCUACAGCUGUAAUUACUCCUACCAAAACGGCACUGUAAUAUCACCUUGGAGUAACACUGUUGACAUCACUGUAGUUAAAUACAGUAUCAGACUGGUGAAUGGUAAUACUGACUGCUCUGGGAGAGUUGAGAUCCUUUAUGAUGACCAGUGGGGGACAGUGUGUGAUGAUGGCUGGGACAUGAAUGAUGCUGAGGUGGUGUGCAGACAGUUGGGAUGUGGACGAGCUGUUAGUGCACACUCCAACGCUCGUUUUGGCCAGGGAAGUGGUCGGAUCUGGUUGACUAAUGUGAGAUGUUCAGGAAGUGAAUCGUCCCUCGCACAGUGCUCACACAGUCCUUUUGGAUUCUUUAGCUGUGGUCAUCAAGAAGAUGCAGGUGUCGUCUGCUUAAAAGACAUAAAAUUGGUCAGUGGGUCUGAUUCAUGCUGUGGAAGAGUGGAGAUCCUUCAUAAUGGCCAGUGGGGAACCGUGUGUGAUGAUGGCUGGGACAUGAAUGAUGCUGCUGUGGUGUGCAGACAGUUAGAGUGUGGUUCAGCCAUCAGUGCACCUAAAAGUGCCGCCUUUGGUCAAGGCAGUGGAUCGAUCUGGCUGGAUGGUGUUGGAUGCUCGGGAGGUGAAGGAAACCUCACACAAUGUUCACACAGAGGACUAGGAGCUCACAACUGUGGUCAUGGUGAAGAUGCUGGUGUUGUUUGUUCAGGUGACCUGCAGAGACCCACUCUUUUCCUGAUCUCCACAAAUGCAGUUUCUCGUGCAGUUGUUUCUCCUGGACAAAACAUUCAGUUCAGAUGCACAACACCUAAACCAAGAUGCAAUGCUGAUGCUGAAUUCCACCUCUUCGUAAACGGAUCAUCAAUAUCCUCCCAGAAACAUGUUUCUGAUGUGACUUUCCACCUUGUCAAUGUAAGCGUCUCACAUCAGGGCAGCUACAGCUGUAAUUACUCCUACCAAAACGGCACUGUAAUAUCACCUUGGAGUAACACUGUUGACAUCACUGUAGUUAAAUAUAGUAUCAGACUGGUGAAUGGUAAUACUGACUGCUCUGGGAGAGUUGAGAUCCUUUAUGAUGACCAGUGGGGGACAGUGUGUGAUGAUGGCUGGGACAUGAAUGAUGCUGAGGUGGUGUGCAGACAGUUGGAAUGUGGACCAGCUGUUAGUGCACACUCCAACGCUCGUUUUGGCCAGGGAAGUGGUCGGAUCUGGUUGACUAAUGUGAGAUGUUCAGGAAGUGAAUCGUCCCUCGCACAGUGCUCACACAGUCCUUUGGGAAACCAUAACUGUGGGCAUCAAGAAGAUGCAGGUGUCGUCUGCUUAAAAGACAUAAGAUUGGUCAAUGGGUCUGAUUCAUGCUGUGGAAGAGUGGAGAUCCUUCAUAAUGGCCAGUGGGGAACCGUGUGUGAUGAUGACUGGGACAUGAAUGAUGCUGCUGUGGUGUGCAGACAGUUAGAGUGUGGUUCAGCCAUCAGUGCGCCUAAAAGUGCCGCCUUUGGUCAAGGCAGUGGAUCGAUCUGGCUGGAUGGUGUUGGAUGCUCGGGAGGUGAAGGAAACCUCACACAAUGUUCACACAGAGGACUAGGAGCUCACAACUGUGGUCAUGGUGAAGAUGCUGCUGUUGUUUGUUCAGGUGACCUGCAGCAGCCCACUCUUUCUGUGAGCCCCACAUAUACAAUUGUUUCUCCUGGAGAAAACAUUCAGUUCAGAUGCACAACACCUAAACCAAGAUGCAAUGCUGAUGCUGAAUUCCACCUCUUCAUAAACGGAUCAUCAAUAUCCUCCCAAAAACAUGUUUCUGGUGUGACUUUCAACCUUGUCAAUGUAAGCGUUUCACAUCAGGGCAGCUACAGCUGUAAUUACUCCUACCAAAACGGCACUGUAAUAUCACCUUGGAGUAACACUGUUGACAUCACUGUAGGUGAAUAUAGUAUCAGACUGGUGAAUGGUAGUAAUAACUGCUCUGGGAGAGUUGAGAUCCUUUAUGAUGGCCAGUGGGGGACAGUGUGUGAUGAUGGCUGGGACAUGAAUGAUGCUGAGGUGGUGUGCAGACAGUUGGGAUGUGGACGAGCUGUUAGUGCACACUCCAACGCUCAUUUUGGCCAGGGAAAUGAUCCGAUCUGGUUGGAUGAUGUGGGAUGUUCAGGAAGUGAAUCGUCCCUCACACAGUGCUCACACACACUUUUUGGAAACGAUGACUGUGGUCACGAAGAAGAUGCAGGUGUCGUCUGCUUAAAAGACAUAAGAUUGGUGAAUGGGUCUGAUUCAUGCUGUGGAAGAGUGGAGAUCCUUCAUAAUGGCCAGUGGGGAACCGUGUGUGAUGAUGACUGGGACAUGAAUGAUGCUGCUGUGGCAUGCAGACAGUUAGAGUGUGGUUCAGCCAUCAGUGCGCCUAAAAGUGCCGCCUUUGGUCAAGGCAUUGGAUCGAUCUGGCUGGAUGGUGUUGGAUGCUCGGGAGGUGAAGGAAACCUCACACAAUGUUCACACAGAGGACUAGGAGCUCACAACUGUGGUCAUGGUGAAGAUGCUGGUGUUGUUUGUUCAGGUGACCUGCAGCAGCCCACUCUUUCUGUGAUCCCCACAUAUACAAUUGUUUCUCCUGGAGAAAACAUUCAGUUCAGAUGCACAACACCUAAACCAAGAUGCAAUGCUGAUGCUGAAUUCCACCUCUUCAUAAACGGAUCAUCAAUAUCCUCCCAGAAACAUGUUUCUGGUGUGACUUUCAACCUUGUCAAUGUAAGCGUCUCACAUCAGGGCAGCUACAGCUGUUAUUACUCCUACCAUAACGGCACUGUAAUAUCACCUCGGAGUAACACUGUUAUCAUCAUUGUAGGUGAAUAUACUAUCAGACUGGUGAAUGGUAAUACUGACUGCUCUGGGAGAGUUGAGAUCCUUUAUGAUGGCCAGUGGGGGGGACAGUGUGUGAUGAUAACUGGGACAUUGAAGAUGCUGAGGUGGUGUGCAAACAGUUGGGAUGUGGACCAGCUGCUAGAGCACACUCCAAUGCUCAUUUUGGCCAGGGAAGUGGUCCGAUCUGGUUGGAUAAUGUGGGAUGUACAGGAAAUGAAUCAUCCCUCACACAGUGCUCACAAAAUCCUUUUGGAAACCAUUACUGCGGUCACUACGAAGAUGCAGGUGUCGUCUGCUUAAAGGACAUUAGAUUGGUCAAUGGGUCUGAUUCAUGCUGUGGAAGAGUGGAGAUCCUUCAUAAUGGCCAGUGGGGAACCGUGUGUGAUGAUGACUGGGACGUGAAUGAUGCUGAUGUGGUGUGCAGACAGUUAGAGUGUGGUU
Molecule: messenger RNA, 4481 nt
Organism: Megalobrama amblycephala (Wuchang bream)
Lineage: Eukaryota; Metazoa; Chordata; Actinopteri; Cypriniformes; Xenocyprididae
Product: deleted in malignant brain tumors 1 protein-like
Exons: 16
Coding region: 306-4340 (1344 amino acids)
Cellular component (GO): membrane
Source: RefSeq, a predicted model, not a curated record